UCUGUGGCGUGUUUACGUGUAAAAUGUCAGUCAAACUUCAUUCGUAUUUUGAUUUUGGAUUAUGGAAAUAUGGAUGGAUGGAAAAAGUAGAAAGGAAAUUUAAUAAAAUUGACAUGCAUUUUAAUAAUAGUUUAUACGUACAUGUGUAGAUAUUUAAAAUGGCUUGGCUCGCUGACCUCGCCGGUAGAGCGGAGACGCUACUCAACAACUUAGACGAGCAGACUGGUGCCGCUCUACGAAGCAAUGGCCCUAGGAGGAGAUACGAAGGGGAGUUUCCCGUACCUAUUGGAAACAGAUCAGCAAGUCCGAAAACACGAUUUCCAACAUCAAGGACAGCAUCAGUGAAUGAAAUGAAACCAAAUUAUGGCAUUAGAAAAGUAAUGCUGACUUCAAAACCGUUAGAAAAUGACUAUAAAAAAGAUCCUCCUAGGAGAACUAUGACUAUGAAGGCACUGCCUAAAUCGACUUAUGACAAUGGCCCUGGAACUUUAGUUGGUGGGACUAUGCCUAGUGAAUGUUAUGGAGUCAGACACAGAAGAUCAAGCUUACCAACAAAUAGAGAACUAAUGUAUCAACAAAACUAUGCGUACGAAAUGAAUGAUGUAAUAGUUGAAAACACUGUAUUGAAAAAUGAACUCAAUGUCUUGCACAAAGAGGUAUCACAGUUGCUUGACAGACUGGGGCAGACGGAGGAUGGUAAUGAUGUAGUUAGUGAACAAGAACUAUCAAAAGCAACUGUAAAGCUUAAAACAGCAGAGCAAGCGAGUCAGCAAAACCAAGUGGACAAGUUGUCCCUUUCUGCACAGUUUGAGGAGUUGAAAAUGAAAAUACACGAGCUAACCGUCACAGAGGUGGAAAGGCAGAAGCUGCAAUGUAAACAGCUGGAGAUGGAAAUAGACCUGAUGAAGAAUAGAAAUAUGGAGUUAGAAGAACUCGUAAGACAGCUCAACAAACAAGCUUCCGAACACGAAUCCCACCAAAUGAAAGCCGAGAAAGAUCUGAAACACGCACAAACAACCAUCGACGAACUCCAGUCAAACCUGGAGAAGAGUACAGUGGAGUGUAGAAGGCUCGAAGCGGACUGGGAGGCGUACAAGUCGAGGGUCAAGAGUACGCUCGCUGCGAAAGAUAAGGAAAUAAAGCAGUUGCAACACGGACUUAAUUUGACUGAGGAUACUAAGAUUUUGAUUGAGCAGUUGGAAGUGUUAAAGACGGAGCGAGAAGAACUAACCGAGUUUGUGGCAAGCAUACGGCGCGAGAGCAACGAGACGAAGCAACACGUCGAGGCGCUUGAGUCGCGCUGUGACGCCGCGGAGCGCGUCGUCGCCGCGCUGCGGGAGGCGCUCAAAGACGAACGGAGUCUCAAAACGCGCGCCGACUCGCAGGUUGCUGCGCUUACUAAGGAACUAAAAACCCUCCAAUCCGAAACGAAUCAAACGCUCGUCUCCCUCCACACAGCGCUGCGAGAAAAGGACAACGAGAUAUCCAGUCUGAAAGAGAUAGCUGCGCACAGCGCCGACACUAGCGCCCUCAACGUCGCCGACUACGAUGACCAGGCGAGCAUAGACAAUGAGAAGAUUCAUUAUCUGACGCAGACUUUGGUACAGAGGCAGGGGAAGAUUGACUCGUUGCUGGCGGAUAAUAAUAUGAUGAGGAUACAGAUAGAAAAGUUGGAGUGUAAAUACAAGUCGGAACUAUCGGCCCUCCGCGCAAGAAACUCACAUAGUGUGGUCCAACUACAACACGAGGAACGAUCCCGUCGCGCGCGGCAAACGGGCUUCUUCGGCGGACUCUCGGUGAAGAUCGGGCACAUGUUCCGAUACCCGGUGUUCAGGAUGUUCUUGCUGUUUUAUAUGCUGGGUCUUCACUUUUGGGUGAUAACCGUGCUCCUUACAAGUACCCCAGAUGUCUUCAACAAGUCAGGAUUAAGGAAGGAAAGCUUAGAUAGGACUCAUCCAUUCCAUACUUAAGGUUAACCUUUUGGAUACUGCGUUCGUUCGUUCGUUCGUUCGUUCGUUCUUCGAGAGUAAAGGUCGGUUGCACCAAAUCGCCCGUCGUCGGUACAAUGUUCGCUAAAUAUUAUUGUAUGGGCAGGUUCGUCGUAGUUGUAGUUCACUGUUGAUUGACGAUUAUCAGUCUGUGAAAUGUGGUUGGUGCAACUAUCAAACGCGAGCCGUGUUUACGGAUACACCAUAUUAUGGUGAGAUAUACGUACUCGUUGCCGGGCGUAUUAGACGAAUGAAAGAGUUAAGAAGGUAAAAUACGAUAUACAUGUUUAUUAUUUGGUGCUAACUUUAAAUUAGUGAAGUAUAUAAAUAAAAUGUAAAUAAGUAUGUUGAGUAAUUGGUUUUUUAACGUUUUUUCAAUUUGGUGUUAUGUACUGUGUUUAUAAAGAAGUAUUUUUGCCACCUUGUAAAUAAGAUAUAUAAACGAUAUUACGUGGUAUGAUGCUAAUUUUUGGAUAUGGGUGUCAACAUUACAUCGUUCCAUUACUGUGAUAAAUCUUAUCUUUUGCCAUUUCUUUGUGACAUAUUUUAAGUUAUUUUUUCAGUUGUAUACUGAUCCUCACACAUGUUCAAAAUUUGCACAUUUAUUUUCUAAGUUCUAUGACACAAGUUCUAUAAAUAUUGCAUCUCCUUCAGUUCGAAUGCAAAUCUACUACACAGUUUACUCCGAAAUGGUUGAUUGUUUAUCAUUUUGUUCGGAUCAUUGUGUAACAUUUUAGUGUUACUGGUUGGUUAGAAGCUGCGUCGUCUCAAAUUACAUGUAAAAUUAUUUUCUGCAUCAAGAUUAAAGUGCACAAUAUAUGUGUCUCCAUAAA
Messenger RNA from Cydia strobilella, 2821 nucleotides. RefSeq names its product golgin subfamily A member 5 (gene Golgin84). Lineage: Eukaryota; Metazoa; Arthropoda; Insecta; Lepidoptera; Tortricidae. Gene Ontology annotation, cellular component: Golgi membrane; Golgi cisterna. The transcript is spliced from 9 exons. The record is from RefSeq and is a predicted model, not a curated record. Gene Ontology annotation, biological process: Golgi organization; retrograde transport, vesicle recycling within Golgi. The coding region runs from base 159 to 1970 and encodes 603 amino acids.